This is a messenger RNA of Acomys russatus (golden spiny mouse), 2068 nucleotides long. It is a transcript of the gene Gpr157, whose product is annotated as G protein-coupled receptor 157. Gene Ontology annotation, cellular component: plasma membrane. Lineage: Eukaryota; Metazoa; Chordata; Mammalia; Rodentia; Muridae. The transcript is spliced from 4 exons. Gene Ontology annotation, molecular function: G protein-coupled receptor activity. The coding region runs from base 253 to 1251 and encodes 332 amino acids. Gene Ontology annotation, biological process: cell surface receptor signaling pathway; adenylate cyclase-activating G protein-coupled receptor signaling pathway. The record is from RefSeq and is a predicted model, not a curated record.
GGUAUUAGGGAGCUCACCCGACCGACCUGAAAGGCGCUAGGUGGAAUUAGGGAGCUCAGGGGCAGGGCCGUAAGGGCUGCUGCCUAGUCGAUAGACUGGGCGGGGCUGGAACGCAGGCGGUACCCGCGGGGACGCGAGCCCCAGGCGCCCAGAUGCCCAGACCGGAGCGACCGCGGGCUCGGCUUGGCCUCGACUUCUGGGCGCUCUUGGACUUGUGCAUCCUGGCCGUCUGCCCUUGGUCCCCAGCCGGCCAUGCCCUCACCCGCGCCUCCCACCGAGCUGCUGCCGUGGGAGCGCGCCGUGGUGCUGUUGUCGUGCGCGCUGUCAGCUCUGGGCUCCGGCCUCCUGGUGGCCACGCAUGCCCUUUGGCCUGACCUGCGUAGCCGAGCGCGGCGCCUGCUACUCUUUCUGUCGCUCGCGGACCUGCUCUCGGCUGCCUCGUACUUCUAUGGAGUGCUUCAGGACUUUGCAGGUACUUCGUGGGAUUGCGUGCUUCAGGGCGCGCUCUCUACUUUCGCCAACACCAGCUCCUUUUUCUGGACGGUGGCCAUCGCCUUCUACCUGUACCUCAGCAUCGUCCGAGAUGCGCGAGGGCCCUUGACCGACCACCUAGUCUGGGCUUUUCACUUCAUUAGCUGGGGUGUCCCACUGGCCAUCACAGUGGCUGCGGUCUCUCUAAAGAAGAUAGGCUACGAUGCCUCGGAUGUGUCCGUGGGCUGGUGCUGGAUCAACCUGGAAGCCGAGGACCGUGUUCUGUGGAUGCUACUGACCGGGAAGCUGUGGGAGAUGCUGGCUUAUGUCUUACUACCUCUGCUGUACCUUCUGGUCAGGAAGCACAUCAACAGGGCGCACCAGGCGCUCUCGGAAUACCGGCCCAUCUGCGAGGGGCGCCAGCUGCAGCGAGGCUCCUUCACCUCCAUGGCUGAUAAGAAGCUGAUCCUCAUCCCAUUCAUAUUCAUCUGUCUCCGAGUCUGGAGCACCGUGCGCUUCGUGCUGACCCUCUGUGGCUCCCCAGCUGUGCAGGCACCUGUGCUGGUUGUUCUGCACGGCAUUGGGAACACCUUCCAGGGAGGGGCCAACUGCAUCAUGUUCGUCCUCUGCACCCGCGCAGUCCGCACAAGGCUCCUCUCUCUCUGCUGUUGCCGCUGCAAUCCUCCGUCCUCCACCCAGAGCCCUCUUGGGGCUCCUACUCCACACAAGAUGGGAGAAUCUCAGGAAUCCAGAAGGACCGCAGAAGUGCCCAGCACCUGAGUGGCUGCUUUCCCUCAUUGUUCUGCCUUCCUGGUUCCUGCUGCAGGGUACGGGGACCAGGCAUCCUGGAAGCCUCCGCUGGUGAAGCUUGGACCCCGUGAAGGAACAGCCAUCAGCGCAGCCUCUUCUACCUCCCAGACUCUCAGACUCUCAGGCGGGUGGUGCAUUCCUUGCACACCCAUGUCCUGGUUCAGUGGGGUUUGUUUGUGUAAGCACAAAGACGUGAGAUUCAGCCACGCAAGGUCUUGCCAGGGCACUGCUUCUCAGUGUCCUGGGGGCCACCAGCGCUGUUUACAAUUUGAGGGACCCCAUUACCUGUGGGCCCAUCCCAGGCAGGACUGAAUGACACAUCAUGGAUCCCAGACGUCGCAGUAUGGAGUCCAGGUUUGCCCAGGGCGUUGAGAUUCCCUAGAGAGCCUGGCAUAGUCAGCAUCACUGGUCAGCAGAGGCUAAGAGUCCCAAGUCUCCUGAAGUCACAGGAGACUACCAUCACUGAUCAAGACCAGCCAGGUGCACACUCUUAGGGAUCUCACGGACUCUCCGCGUGGGUCCUCAGCCCUCGGUAUUUAUUACAUUUGCAUUUCAGCACAGGCCAGAGUCCAGAGUCCUGCCCAUUGGUGAAUCAUAUCACACUCAGGUCCCCUCCGAGUACCAGGACAGAAGGCAGCUCAGCUCCAGGCCCUAUGGACAAUAUAAUAUCUCACCUGCUGUUCUCACAAAACCCCUGUCCUCAUGUACAGGGGUGAGUUGGGAAGGGGCCUGUCUUUGCACUUUGUCUAGAUAUUUUUGUAGGAAAGGUGAUGAGAGAAUUAGGGAA